AUGUGGAAACCACGCUACUUCGACAUCGGCGUCAAUUUCUCCGAUCUGAUGUUUCAAGGCCGCUACCACGGCUCUGAAGUACCGAAGCAUCCUUCGGACUUGGCCGAUGUCAUUGCUAGGGCCAAACUUUUCGGCGUCGACAAGAUGCUCAUCACAGCUUCCAACAUCGAAGAGUCUUUAGACCAUUUCCUGCUAGUGAGCGAGCACAAGGGCUCUUUUGCGUCGACAGUGGGUGUACAUCCAUGCUCUGUGGCGCUGGAAUUCUACGGCGGUCUUGAGAAUAAGGAGCCUCUACCUGAAGCAGAUGAAAAGCUCGCCAAACUCAAGGAAAUCGCUCUAGACGGCCAUGCCAAGGGCUACAUUGGCGCAUUCGGUGAAAUUGGCCUUGACUACGACCGCUUGCAUUAUCUGUCGGUGGAGCAACAGAGAGAAAUGUUCGAGAGACAGUUGGAUGUACAUGCUUCGUUGGCAGACUUGAAAUUGCCGUUGUUUUUACAUAUGCGGGCGGCUUGCGACGAUUUCGUUGAAAUCAUCAAACCAUACCUCGAAAAGGGUUCAAUUGCUCCAGGAAGCGGCGUAGUGCAUUCGUUCACGGGGUCCAAGGAAGAACUUGAACAGAUCCUCAAGUUGGGAUUUUAUGUUGGCGUGAACGGAUGCUCACUCAAAACACAAGAAAACCUCGAUGUUGCCAAACUCAUUCCGAUCGAUCGUCUUCUAAUAGAGACAGAUGCUCCCUGGUGCGAGAUCCGUAAAAGUCAUGCUAGUUAUCCCAUGAUAUCUCCAUACCCAAGCAUCUACUACCCAGAAGUGAACUCUGCGGACUCUCAACCCAAUGAAGAAGUUACCGCUCCGAAGAAAAAGCAACAAAACCAGAAAAACGCAAUAAAAUUAGACGAUAUUGUCCCAUUUCCAUCCAUCAAGAAGGAGAAUUGGACCAAACAUAGAACUGCUGCUCAACAGAAAUUGGAAAGUCUCGACUCUGCCCGUACCGAUAUCGGUGAGUUUGCAACCCCAGUCAUUAAAUCUAGAAACGAGCCCGUGUUUGUUGGAAGUGUCGCUUCAGUGAUGGCUCACCUCCAUGGCAUUGAGAAAGACGCUGAGAUUCAAAACUUCAUCGACACAAUCUACAACAACUCGUGCCAAUUAUUUAAAUUAUAA
Australozyma saopauloensis is the source of this 1158-nucleotide messenger RNA. Its product is annotated as 3'-5'-exodeoxyribonuclease. Gene Ontology annotation, cellular component: cytosol. The coding region runs from base 1 to 1158 and encodes 385 amino acids. The transcript has a single exon. The record is from RefSeq and is a predicted model, not a curated record. Gene Ontology annotation, molecular function: 3'-5'-DNA exonuclease activity. NCBI's taxonomy places the organism in Eukaryota, Fungi, Ascomycota, Pichiomycetes, Serinales, Metschnikowiaceae.